Molecule: messenger RNA, 198 nt
Organism: Pelagomonas calceolata
Lineage: Eukaryota; Pelagophyceae; Pelagomonadales; Pelagomonadaceae
Source: the annotation of a GenBank genome assembly
CUCGCUGCUGGCGUCGACCCUAACCUAAGGGAACCACGGUCAAAAUUCCCGCUGUUGUACUACGCGAUACUUUGGGGUAGCGGGGUGCGUCCCGAAAGGACUAUUCAGGCGCGACUCGCGUGCAUUUCGAUGCUGCUGGAGGCCGGCGCUUCAGUAGAUUUAGGUCCCGAGGGUACCGAUGGAAGAACGCCGUUGCAU